Messenger RNA from Momordica charantia (bitter melon), 557 nucleotides. RefSeq names its product PMP3 family protein At4g30660. NCBI's taxonomy places the organism in Eukaryota, Viridiplantae, Streptophyta, Magnoliopsida, Cucurbitales, Cucurbitaceae. Gene Ontology annotation, cellular component: membrane. The record is from RefSeq and is a predicted model, not a curated record.
UAUAUUGUUUCUCCAUUUUGGAUCUGUCGCCGCCCACCUUCGUCUUCCCCUUCUCUUCGAUCUUCAGUUCUCCUUCUGAUUCUUCAGACGCCAUUAAAACAUGCCUUCUCGCUGCGAGAUCUUCUGCGAGAUUCUCAUCGCUAUCUUGAUUCCUCCUUUGGGCGUCUGCCUCAGGCACGGAUGUUGUACUGUUGAGUUUUGUAUAUGCCUUCUCUUGACGUUUCUCGGUUAUAUUCCUGGAAUAAUCUACGCCUUGUAUGCCAUCGUUUUCAUUGAUCGCGAUCAGUACUUCGAUGAAUAUAGGCGUCCUCUGUAUGUGCUGGCCUAGAUUCUUUAGGUAUUUUGCCUCUAUACCAUUUGUGUGCUCUGCUGUAAUUUAAUUUAUCGAAAUUCCAACUGUUCAGUGUGUGAUUGAUCAUCUGUAUCGUGUUCUUCUACCGCCAAUCCCUUGUAUUUGUUGCUGAGUUUGCCUUCCUGAGGGAGGAAUUUAUCUUUCAGAAAAUGCACGAUCACUAUUUGUUUGUUAAAUGUGAAAUUUAUUUAGGGUUCGUUCAUCA